AUCUUUAUUUACAAUUAAAAUGAACAACUUUCAUUAAAUUUUAUAAUAAUACAGGAUGAGAUGAAUUCCAAUAAAAGGAGAUAGAAGAAGAAAAAGUAGAAACCAAAUAAUAUUAGAGCUGCAGCUAAUGACUCUUUUUGCAAUUAAUCGAUUGAUUAGUAAAUAUUUAAAAUUGCCUGCUGUGAUUUCCUAAAGUUUUAUUUAAAUGGUUUGUUAUAUUUGACCAACCAUUCAAAGUAACUCAAAAUAUCAAUUUUAGUUAUAAAUAACUAAAAUGAUUAUUUGAUUAUAAGAAUAGUUUUCUGCCAGUUGAGGGUUGGAGUAAGAUUUAAAAAGUCUUUGUGCUAAACGACAGUCUGAGGUGGUUUCUGGCUCCAUCCUGUAAAGAUGUUCAGUUUCUGUCACGUUAAACUGAAUCUGGAUUCUGGCUUAUGACAUUUAUUUGACCAAACAGUGAAUCACUCGUCGUCACAUGCAAAGCUUGUGAUUAUUUCUCUAUCGAUCCACUAAUUGAUUAUGAAUUUAUCACUUCAGCUCUAGUUAUAACAGCAGGACAUUGCAAUCAGCUGAAAUCGUGUUCCUCUGCAUGAAUCUGCAUUAUGAAAUCCAUUGGAUCCAACUGGGGUCAGGUUGGCCCGUGUAAACCUCGUGUCUGACACAUCACAUGAUCUGGUGACCGAUUCCCACUGAUACUGAUGUACAAACGGACUAGUGCUGAUCUGAGACCAGAGGAGGUCUGCCUCAGUAAACUGUGAAACUCAGGAUAAUAUUUAGUUAUUGAUCGGUGUAAUGUUCACAAAAUGACCUGACAUGUCCGCAGAGGUCAGAGGUCAUGGUUCUCCACGAUGAACCCGGUCCGAAAAUGCCUCAGACUCAGCCCGUCCACACCACAACCUGCUGCCACCUCCUCCACUUCCUCCACCCGGAGCCUCAGACCACCUCCUCAGCUCCUCUCCCAUGAUGCUUUGCUGCUGCCUCCCCCUCCAGUUCCUGCAGGGGGUAGAGCUGAGGAGGAGGUGGAGGAGGAGGGCUACCUGCUGGUGGAGGAAGAUACCACCGACUCCAGCCUCGUCAUCACAAUGGAGGACAGUCAGGUCGAGGUGAAAGCGGCGAGGAGGAGAGCAGUGAGGAAGAGGAGGGGGAAACUGACUGAUGAGGAAGAGGAUCAGAGGGGUGGAGCCUCAGAGAGCGAUGAUGAGGAGGAGGAAGAGACGGGGGUAGAGGUGGAGAUUGACAGACAGCUGGACCAAUCACUAGAGACGAAGUCCAAACAACACAACCUGACCACGGUGAAUGUCAGAAACAUCAUCCACGAAGUGAUCACCAACGAACACGUGGUGGCCAUGAUGAAAGCUGCCAUCAACGAGACAGAGGCUGUCCCUCCAUUUGAGCCAAAAAUGACUCGAUCCAAGUUUAAAGAAGUGGUGGAGAAAGGAGUGGUGAUUCCAGCCUGGAACAUUUCUCCGAUCAAGAAAACCAGUGAUGUCAACAAGGCUCCUCAGUUUGUGGACAUCCCUCUGGCUGAGGAGGACUCCUCUGAUGAAGAGUAUCGUCCUGAUGAGGAAGAGGAGGAUGAGACAGCUGAAGAUACGUUCCAGGAGAGCGACAUGGAGAGCACAGCUUCGUCUCCCAGGGGAAGUCGACUGAACAGAGUGGAGGAAGACAGCUGCAGCCCCUGGCAGAUUUCUCGGCGCCGAUCCAGGAAUUUGAGGGCGGGGUCUGUCUCAAUGGGACCCCCCCCUCCUCCCAAAGCCCUACCUCCCAAAGCAGUGACUGACAGCACCUUUCUGGAGAAACUUCAUGCUGUGGAGGAGGAGCUGGCAGUGUGUAUGGAGCCCUACCAGCCUCUGUCGGAGUCGGGGGGCGAGGUGGGUCUGAUGGCGUACCGGACUCGGUCCAAGCGUCCUCUACGUGACGUCCCGCUGGGCCGGCUGGAGGCGGAGCUCCGAGCUCCUGACAUCACACCUGACAUGUACGACUCCAGCUCUGCCCACGAGGACAGGGAGUGGACUGAUUGGCUUAGAGGCCUGAUGAGCUCAGACAUGGACAACGAAGAGGAGUGCGAUGAUGAAGAUGAUCCAGAGUAUAACUUCCUGGCCGACAUCGAUGAACCCGACCUGGAGGAUUACCGUGACGACAAGGCUGUCCGCAUCACCAAGAAGGAGGUGAACGAGCUGAUGGAGGAGCUGUUUGAAACGUUAAAAGAAGACCUUGCAGGACAGGAAGUGGAUGACGAAGGCCGCGAAGAAGAGGAGGAGACACAGGAGGAAACAUACACUGUUCAGACGCACGUGGCUCCGGAGCAGCAAAGCACAAGGCUGGGUGAUGAUGAGGUGGUGGACGGACCUAUCACGGAGCUUCGUACAGUGAAGCAGCAGCUGGCUUUGGUCAGGAAGAGACAGCAGACACACACACUCUGUAACACACACACACUCUGUCCUGAGCCGUACACACUGAAGCUGGAUGGACAGCAGAAGACCAGACUGCAGCAGCAGCUACAGCAGCACGUCCAGCUGUUGACUCAGAUUCACCUGUUGAGUUCACCUGUGGCCAAACUUCACAGUGAGGCUGAGACCACCAAACAGUUCCUGCUUGAGUUGGAUGUGUUGGCUCAGAGAGCCGAGCUGCUCAUGUCUUCAGCUCGUCCUGGUUUCUGCAGCGUCUUCAGAUCCUCCAACCUGCAGGGGGCGCUGCAGCUGCUGGAGGAGCUGCGAGAGACUCCCAUCAGCUACCAGCGACAACACCACCCACCUGACGCCAGAGGGCACAUGCGUUGUUACCCCGUGAUGCCGGCUGAACUGGCCUGGCUCUUUGCCACGCGUCCGGUCUUCCUCUACCCAGAGCUGCUGCCCUGUGCCAGCCUCGACCCAGCUCUGUACUGCCCCCGCAGGACGGCGGCAUUCACUGCAGCUGAGGACUGCCUCCUGGUUCUGGGUCUCAGGAACAUGGAGGGGUCAUGUGACCCAACUAAGCUGGUGUCUCAGUUCCUGCUGAGGAAGACUCUGGUCCAGGUCCGACGAAGAAUCCUGCAGUGCUGCAGACCUGGUUUCCCCGACAACAUCGUCAAGGUGUUCAGAUAUCAGCGGGUGUUGUGGCCAAUGCUGGUGGCCUGUGGUCCUGUUGAUCCAGCAGAGCGACGCCCCCCGGUGGAAAGAGAGGAGAAUGUCAUGCCUCUGUGGCUGGUGAGGAGUCUUCCUGUCAUCUACCCGACCAUCAAACACUAUAACACCCGGCCUGGCUCCGCCCCUGAGGUCCCGCCCCCCUACAGGGGGGGUCGACCCCGUCAGAGUCACCUGACCUUCCUCCGCUCCGCCUCCAACACCUACAGCUUCCCCCCAGGGACAAGAUAUCCCCCCCGCCUCCCCAAGCACCUUGACUUCAGACGCAUCGGCUUUGUGCUCCUGCAGCAGCCCCUCCCCCCUCCUCCCGCUAACUCCUCCACCCUACCUGAUGGAGAGGUGGACCCCUCCCCCCCCACACCUCCUUCUCCACAGAAACCCUGCUUCCCCCGUGCUCUCAGCCCCCCACGAGUCCUCCUCCACCGACUCCUCCUGACAAGGACUGAUACCCCCACUGACAUCAUCACCACCUCCACCGUUCCUAUGACAACCACAGAGCAAAUCAGAUGCCACUAUCAAACCCUUGCCGGCCUGCGGAGGAGGGGGAGGAAGAGGAGGUUGUCUUCUUCACCUCCUGAAGAGGAGAAAACCACCCUGAACAGAGGAGGAGCGACUAGUGAUGAAGAGGCACUGACUCUUCUUCCUCCUGAAGGCCUCACCCCCUCUCAGGUGGAGGUGGAGGAGGACGAUGAUGUCGUCAGGAAGAACGAAGAGGGGAGAAAGGAGGAAGUGGAAGAAGAGGACGAGAGUGAAGUCCUCCUGGCUCUCUCUGAAUCAUCGUCCAGCGCCGCGGGAAGUGUCGCCCAUGACGAUGACCUGGCCAACCUUAAGGACGCAGAGUCAGAGAGUGAACAGGAAGUGACACUGACACCAUCCAGAGCAGCAGAAGAAGGCGGCGCUGAUAAUGAUGAUGACGAUGACGAUGAUGGAGGGACAUCUUCAGAUGAAUCCGGAGUGUCCGUCCUCCAACUGCAGGAGAGACUGUUGUCAGAAGGAACUGAGGAGGAGGAGGAUGGAGAUGAUGAGAGGCAGUUGGAGGACGUGGCGUUUGCUCAGGAUUAUCUCCACAGAGUGUGUGAAGUGGUGCAGGUGUCUCCAGACCUCUCUGAACAGCUGCUGCGGGUGUUGGAUCAGUUUUCAGCAGGUGGGCCCCUGGGGGCCUCCGGGGCCCCGGAGCUUCUCUAUGACAGGCUGAGCUGUGUGCUGCAGCCCUGGCCUCAGCUGCUAAGAGACUUUGCUGCCUUCUUGAACCCAGGACAGGCUCGCCGCUGUGGGCUGUUCUUGGAGCAACAGCUGUUUGAACGCAGCCGGCAGUUUCUACGGCAACUGGGGCAGAGCCUGGGAGAAAACUCCUCCGUCUACCAACAGGUGGUGUCGGUGCUGCAGGGAAGCCCCACACCCCCACCUGAGGACAUGGACAAGAUCUCGUGGCUCCUCAAACACCACCCCAACCUGCAUGAGUUCUUCCAGCAGCUUCACGCCCACUCGUCAGCCAUAGCAACCGGCUCUGUGACCACAAAGGUGAACUCCGUUUUCCAGAAUUCUCCUGAAAGUAACAGGAAGGGAGUCCACCGUCAGACGUCUGAAGAGAGCGAGACAGGAAGUGACAGAGAGGAGGAGGAGGAACGACCGGUUUGUGCCCAAAACAUCUCGAUGACCUCCACUGGAGAGAAAGUCGUCGUCUGGACCCGUGAGGCUGACCGCGCCAUCCUGACCGCCUGUCAGCAGAGAGGAGCCAAUAGGAAAACCUUCAGACAGGUGUCCGCCCACCUGGGAAACAAGACCACCCAACAGGUGAGUCUUCGUUUCCAUGACCUGAUGAAUCUUUUCCAAACUGCAUCUCAAAAGUCCACUUCCUGUUCCUCAGAAGGCCAGCCAAUCGGAAGGCAGGAAGCGGCCCCUGACUAAUUGCUGGACCAAUCGUAGAUGAGCUUGCAAUCAACCACAGAGUGGACUUCAGGGCCGAGAUUCUGAACUGAGACCAGAUCUGCUGUUUUGGGGCUGAACCUGUGAAGUUUAUACACAAACAGGUUUCAUUAGAACCAGAACCGACUUCAGAACUGGUUUAAACUGUUCUGAGUUCAAGAACAUCAGCCUAGAAAUCAGCUAUGUUGAUUGUAGACUCCACCAGAUGAUUCUAAAACACAAAGGAACGACUCCAGAAUCCACAUGAAUGAUUCUAGAGUUGUCCAUGUUCCCACAUGUACUGUUUCUAGAACAUGUUUAAAGUUAUUCUAGAGUUCUUCAGAGGGCCCCAGACUUUGAAGCAAAUCAUUUCAGUAUAAAGACUCUUGAACUGAUCUAUCAGAAUGACUAAAAGCUUCCAUUUCAACAGCUUCUCUAGAUGUGACCCUAGAACUGACUAAUAGUGUUCUGUAUUCAGGAGCGAGAUUCUAGAAGUCGCCUGGACGGGUCGAGAUUUAAUCAGAACUAUGUUAAAUUUACAUUAAUCUGUUCUGAAGUUUUUACCAGUUAGUAUUUGUUUGUGACCAAUCAGAGUAGAGUUCACCCCCAGGCUGCUGACACUGAUUUUUAUUUAUAUUUGUUAUUUAUUUUUAAUUUAUCUGCUCUGACCUCAUCAAGAUGACACUGGGGGGCGUGCCGGGGGCGGAGUCUCGGCAAAUCACAGCGAGGUCAGACCACUCCACAACAAGAAGGAAACACUAGAAACCAGCUAAGGUCUAAUGAAAUACACUGAAGAUUUGCAGCCUGAAACCGGUCACAUGACACAGGUGACCAGCUGCAGGUGUUAACAGGGUUCAACGUGUUCUGCUCACAACUCAGACCACGUCCACAUGAAGCCGCCUGACUUUGAAAAACUCGAUCUGUGUCACCACUGAAGGAGUCCGUCAGUCUCUCAGUCAUCGUUGACGUCUUCAAAUCUCUGGUUUUAUCCAAAACCUAAAGAGAUUCAGUUACUGUGACAGAAAACAGAGAAGAACAAAAAAUCCUCCUAUUUAAGAAGAUGUCAACAAUCACUUCAGCUUUAGAGAAGAGCUUUGUUUAAUAGUUAAAUGAGGAGGAAACAUCAGAUUUACAUACUUUGCAUCUAUAAACUCUUUCUGUUCUUAUGAAUCUGUCUCUGCUCACUUUAAAUCCAUAAAACUACACAUUUAUUCCAUUUUAAGACUGAACUUGAUGAUCGAUUAUUCUCGCUGUGACAGGCUCAAAUAUUGAUCUUCAGACAAAUCCAAGUAGCUGUUCAGAGUUAGUUCUGUAAAACCUCUGUCGAGAAAUAAAAUUUAAAAACACAUUUUAAUAUUUGAGUUUAUUUAAUUUUACACUUUGCACUAAAAAGCAAAACGUCUCAUUUAUCGUUUUUCUUUUUGCAGCUUCUGAGACUUUUUUCUUUAGAUUUUCAAGAAGUUUAUUCCUCCCAUGAUGCAUCGGGAUUAACCCACCUUAUUCCCACGAUUCCUAGCGGCCUUACAUGCCUGAUGUAACAAUGUUCUGUGAAGGUUUUAUAGAAAAUGUUUGUGUAUUCAUAUUGAAUACAUUUCAAUGGAAG
Xiphias gladius (swordfish) is the source of this 6627-nucleotide messenger RNA. RefSeq names its product gon-4 like a (gene gon4la). Lineage: Eukaryota; Metazoa; Chordata; Actinopteri; Istiophoriformes; Xiphiidae. Bases 846 to 5027 code for a protein of 1393 amino acids. The record is from RefSeq and is a predicted model, not a curated record. Gene Ontology annotation, cellular component: nucleus. Gene Ontology annotation, molecular function: transcription coregulator activity. The transcript has 25 exons. Gene Ontology annotation, biological process: regulation of DNA-templated transcription.